AUGAAUAAUUAUAGCCAAAAGAAAGUAAAAAGACAGACAAUUCCAUUAGAAACAAAAAUUCUAAUAUUAAAUAGACUAGCAGAUGGUGAAGGAUCUACAGCUGUUGCUAAUGAAUUUAAAUUAGAAUUAAUUCAAGAAAAAGCUAGACAUUAUUUCAACCAACUGAAGGACUUAGAACCAAGUUCGUCAUCCUGUUCACGAAACGUGACAUUUUCUGCGAGCAACGGCUGGUUUGCUGGAUUUGUACAACGGUACGCACUUCACAAUGUGAAGAUACAAGGCGAGGCAGCGUCCGCCGAUGAAACGGCUGCUAUGAAUUAUCGCAAAGUAUUAGCGGAAAUCAUUGAUGAUGGUGGAUAUUGCCCAGACCAAAUAUUUAAUGCUGAUGAGACUGGGUUAUUCUGGAAAAAGAUGCCCAGUCGAACAUUAAUUGCGAAAUCGGAGAAAACUGCAAGUGGUUUUAAAGCGGCAAAGGACCGAAUCACACUUCUUCUUUGCAGUAAUGCCUCUGCAUGGGUCACAUCAGCUGUAUUUACAACAUGGUUCAAUGAUUGUUUUGUACCAGAAGUUGAAAAAUACAUGGAAGAGAUGGGUCUUCCGUUUAAAGUAUUGCUAAUUGUAGAUAAUGCACCCGGUCAUCCCUGUAUAGAACAUCCUAAUAUACAAAUGGUGUUUUACCACCAAAUACGACCAGCCUUAUACAACCACUGGAUCAGGGCAUAA
Molecule: messenger RNA, 723 nt
Organism: Cataglyphis hispanica
Lineage: Eukaryota; Metazoa; Arthropoda; Insecta; Hymenoptera; Formicidae
Product: tigger transposable element-derived protein 1-like
Exons: 3
Coding region: 1-723 (240 amino acids)
Cellular component (GO): nucleus
Molecular function (GO): DNA binding
Source: RefSeq, a predicted model, not a curated record